CUCGCUUUCACAUGCCGGCACAUCUUUUUCCGCCCUCCCUCCCCGUCUGCCAACCUGGCUGUCUUGCGCUCGUGCUGGAGAUGACGAGAGCACCGCGCAAUCAUGGAGAAGUACGGCCAAUAUAGAGACAAAGGUUCUGGCAUCGCGCCCUUCUUCCCCGUGCCGCCUCUGCCAUAUAACCCUCUAUUUCUUCCCUUCUACAUUCUCCUCUUGUGCCUACGUGUCCCACUGGUUACCGUCGCCUGGAUCCUCUGGCUGUUGAUCUUCCAAUGGACGCCGGCGGGUGGAGCGCUUCGAAAAGCCAACCUCUGGUGCAUCCUUGGGAUUCCGGGGGUGUGGUGGAUUGAUAUCCAGGUAGAUGGAGUGAGGAGGGGUUCGCUGGCCCAGACGCCGCGAGGGCGUCUUCCCGGCCCGGCAACCAUCAUCGCUUCGUCAUUCACCUCUCCACUGGACGUCCUCUACCUCGCUGCCAUCUUCGAUCCAGUCUUUACCAUUUCUCAGGGUCCCGAUAGCCGCCUCGUUCGCCCAGUGUCGCUGGAAGCAGCGCUCGCAGCGUGCUUUGAUGUCCACUCUCCGGCCGUCUUCCACGCUCGACAACCCCCGGCCACCCUCUCAUCGGUCAUCAAACAGUACCGAAACCGAGUCAUUGUCGUCUUUCCCGAAGCCACGACCAGCAAUGGCCGUGGUAUCCUCAGGCUCUCGCCUUCUUUACUUUCGGCGACCCGAGACACCAAGAUCUUCCCUGUGUCUCUGCGCUACACACCUCAAGACAUUGUCACGCCAAUCCCUGGCUGGAUGGAAGCUCUGCGCUUCGUCUGGCUGCUUAACAGCCGGCCUACCCAUUGCAUACGAGUCCGCAUUGGCACGCCGGUGACUUUGGCCUCGGCUGGAGCUCCGGCAAAUUCGCACACAACUGGGAAUUCCAAUGGGAAACGCGCAAGUGGGUACGACACCAACUUCUUCGACACUCUGGAAGGCUCGCCGGCGCCCAAGGCGUCCGAGGAGUCCGCCGUUGCGGAGGGUGUCAGCGAGCAGGAAAUAAAGGCUUUGGACGCUGUCGCGGAUACACUCGCCCGACUGGGUAGAGCGAAGAGGGUGGGGCUGGGGGUGGCAGAGAAGAAGCAGUUCGUGGAUGCUUGGAGUAAACGCGGAAAGUACAGGACGUGAUAUGAGGUAAAUUAUUAGAUG
Molecule: messenger RNA, 1188 nt
Organism: Neohortaea acidophila
Lineage: Eukaryota; Fungi; Ascomycota; Dothideomycetes; Mycosphaerellales; Teratosphaeriaceae
Exons: 3
Coding region: 103-1167 (354 amino acids)
Molecular function (GO): acyltransferase activity
Source: RefSeq, a predicted model, not a curated record